Molecule: messenger RNA, 1869 nt
Organism: Iphiclides podalirius (scarce swallowtail)
Lineage: Eukaryota; Metazoa; Arthropoda; Insecta; Lepidoptera; Papilionidae
Source: the annotation of a GenBank genome assembly
AUGAAACACCGUCAAGAAGAAGACGACUUGUACAGAAAGUUCUCUAAGCACCGCGAAGAAGAGAACAGGAGAAUACGGGAAGAGAUUCAGGAUGAAUGGGAACGUGAACUGGAAAGGCUGACAUCACGCUUCCAGCAAGAGAUGCAGGUGAAGAAGAGGAGGCCCGACUCGGAGAUCGGAGCGCUAACGCUCCGCCACCAACAGGAGAGGGCGGACUUGGAGAAGAACAUGACGCUAAGAAGGGACAAGAAGAAAGAGAGCCUGACGAGAAAGAUGCUGGAACAUGAAAGGGCGGCCACCGCGGCGCUGGUGGAGAAACAAAGCCACGAGAUGAUGGAGCUGAUCCAGGAGCGCCGCUCGGAGUACAUGGCCGCCUCCUCCCUGUUCCUGGACGGGGAAGAGGCGCCGCCCUACCCCGCCCGCGCCCCCGCCCCCCAGCCCCCGCUGGUCUCCAAGUUCCACAUCUACACAGAUCCCGCGGAGUUCACGGAAGUCGACAAAAUCGCUAUAUCGGUGGCUCAAGAAGACCAGAAGACGUUCACGGACCUCGUGCGGCAGCUGGUGGGCCGCUGCGCCAGCGACGUGGAGAAGGCGAGGACGAUAUUCCGCUGGAUCACUGUGAAGAAUCUCAACAACAUACAGUUCGACGACAACCUCAGGGGCGACUCGCCCCUCGGCCUGCUAAGGGGCAUCAAGCACGGCACCGAAAGUUACCACGUUCUCUUCAAGAGAUUAUGCAGCUACGCCGGCCUGCACUGCGUGGUGAUAAAGGGCUACAGCAAGUCCGCCGGCUACCAGCCGGGGGUGCGCUUCGAGGACAACCGCUUCCGCAACUCGUGGAACGCGGUGUACGUGGCGGGCGCGUGGCGCUUCGUGCAGUGCAACUGGGGCGCGAGGCACCUCGUCAACGCGAAGGACGCGCCGCGCCCUGGCAGCCGCGGCAAGCAGGACAGCCUCAGGUACGAGUACGACGACCACUACUUCCUGACGGACCCGCGCGAGUUCAUCUACGAGUUCUUCCCGCUGCAGCCCGACUGGCAGCUGCUCAAGACGCCCAUCACGCUGCACGACUUCGAGGAGCUGCCGUUCGUGCGCUCGCUGUUCUUCCGCUACGGGCUGUACUUCAGCGACCCCAACACCAAGGCGGUCAUGUUCACUGACUCCACGGGUGCGGCGACUAUGCGCAUAGCCAUGCCGGCACACAUGCAGAGCUCGCUUAUCUUCCACUACAACCUGAAAUUCUAUGAUACUGAGGGCGACGGCUUCGACGGAGUCAGCCUAAAGAGAUUCGUCAUGCAGUCCGUUGUGGGCAACGUGGUGUCGUUCCGCGUGCACGCGCCGUGCAGCGGGGCGUUUCUUCUGGACAUAUUCGCGAACGCCGUCACGCCAAGGGAGUACCUCACGGGCGAGCCCAUGAAGUUCAAGAGCGUCUGCAAGUUCAAGAUAUGCUGCGCGGAGCUCCAAACGGUAAUGGUACCUUUACCGGACUGCGCGAGCGGUGAAUGGGGGCCCACAAAAGCCACCAGGCUCUUCGGUCUGGUGCCAAUCACACACCAGGAGGCGCUGGUGUUCGCCGGCCGCGAGCUGGAGCUGCAGUUCCGAAUGUCGCGGCCACUCGCCGACUUCAUGGCCACACUGCACAAGAACGGCGUCGAGGAGAAGAGGCUCGCCAAGUUCGUGCAGCAAGCGGUCGCCGACGACGUCGUCACGUUCUACAUCACCUUCCCCGAAGAAGGUCAAUACGGCCUUGACAUUUACACGCGCGAGAGGGGCAGCGCGUCCACCGUGCAACAAAAUGGCUCCACGGAAAAGGAGAAACACCUCCUGACACACUGCUGCAAGUACCUUAUAAACAGCAGCAAAAGGAAC